UCGUAGUGUGUAAAGAGACAACCUUUCAGAACCUCGUACAAAUUUCAUGCUCCGAUGAUGCGAUGAUUCAUGGUGAUAUACUGACAGCAGUGAUUUGUGGAGCUUGAGAAUUUGUUAAAACAAUUUUAUAUUUAGAGAAAUACGACCUCUUUAAAAACACACAGAUAAUUAUUUUGAUUUAAUCCGAAAAAUCUUUUAUUAUACUGACACCAUCUGCUUUUUUUUUUUUAUGGAGACAUCGUUAUCAAAUAAUAAGUGACAGGACCAGAAUGGAUGUCCUUAACAAACUUCGAAAUACAGUCAGCAAUACUAUCAGCAAUACCGUUCAAAAUACGGCGUACGGUUUGUCACAGCUGUCUAGCGUUUUACCUGGCAAUCCUGUUACCAGGGAAUUCGAAGCGACCGCUCAUGUGGCGAGCGCUGGACCAGGAUUAUUGUGGAAGAUUUACAGCGGCUACAAAAAGUCCACUAAGCAGGAAGCUGCUAUUUUCGUCUUUGAGAAACGCAUGCUGGAUAAAUGGUCUGCCAAAGCGGAUCGUGAACUUGUAUUGGAAACCCUGAAACGAGGUGUGAUGCAGUUGACAAAACUGAGACAUCCGCAAGUUUUGAUUGUGCAACAUCCGCUGGAAGAAUCGAGGGACAGUCUUGCGUUUGCAACUGAACCAGUAUUUGCUAGUCUGGCUAAUGUAUUAGGUAAUUAUGAGAAUAUACCUCAACCAACUCCAGCAAAUUUGAAAGAUUACAAACUACAUGAUAUAGAAAUACGCUAUGGAUUGUUGCAAUUGGGAGAAGGUCUGGCAUUUCUACAUAGCGAUGUAAAAUUGUUGCAUAGGAAUCUGUGUCCAGAAUCAAUUGUUAUUAAUAUCCAUGGAGCUUGGAAGAUAUUUGGCUUUGACUUCUGUGCCUUAAAUCAAAAUCCAGACAGCAAACAGCCAUCAUGGUUGUAUCAGGAAUAUGAUCCGACACUCCCAGCAGUUGUGCAACCUCAGUUAAAUUAUCAGGCGCCCGAAUGCAUAUUAGCGAGUAGUAACGGGCCAGCGAGCGAUAUUUUUGCCUUAGGCAUGCUGAUAUAUACAAUACAUUCCUCGCAACAUCAACCGCUUUACGAAUCACACAAUGAUUUGGGAAAGUGCCGACGUUUUCUAGAAAAUUUUAAAGGCUCCAAUGUCUCGGCAAAGUUGCUUCCAAUUCCCGAGACUCUGAGAGAUACUGUAAAGCUCAUGUUGAGUCAUAGUCCAGAAUUGAGAUUAGAUGCUCAUCAAUUCAUCAAGAUUGAAUAUUUUACUGAUAUUGGUGUUAAGACGUUAAAUUAUUUGGACAAAUUAUUCCAAUGGGAUAAUCUUCAAAAAUCGCAAUUUUACAAAGGUCUUCCACAACUGUUGAAACAAUUGCCACAUAGGGUUGCUCUUCAUAGAGUAUUACCUGCGCUUUAUAAAGAAUUGGUUAAUCCACCUAUGAUACCGUUUGUAUUGCCGAGUAUACUGCAAGUUAUGGAAGUUACUGAGAUAGAGGAAUUUCGAGAACAUAUCCUUCCUAAUUUGAAACCUGUUCUUGCUUUGGAAGAUCCGCCACAAAUCAGUUUAGUUCUCAUGCAGAAUAUAAAUUUAUUAUUGAAAUUGUGCCCUACGGGUGUCAUUAAGACCGAUAUAGUGCCUAUGUUACUGCGUGCAUUGGAAUCCGAAUGGGAACAGCUUCAAGAACUCUGCUUAUCGGCAUUGCCGAACAUAGUGACGAUGAUCGAGGGACCAGUUAUUAAAAACGCUAUACUGCCGCGAAUGAAAAAGAUUUGUUUGUCGCCAGGGAAGAAAUCUACCAGUCUCGGAAUACGCGUUAACUGUUUACUUUGUCUCGCGAAAAUGUUACCGAAUUUUGAUCGUUGGCUGGUGUUCGAUCAGAUAUUACCAUUUCUACAAGAAGUUCCUCAUUCUGGCGAACCAGCCAUUUUAAUGGCUAUUAUAGGUAUUUACAGAAUGCUACUCACUCAUAGUAAAUUAGGUAUGGGCAAAGAAAUACUGGCAACAAAAGUACUACCAUUUCUGUUACCUCUUUGCAUAGAGCAAAAUCUUAGCAUGUCACAGUAUGAAACUCUUUCUACGUUGGUCGUUGAUAUGAUAAAUCGAGUAACUAGCGAACAUCGAGAAGCGUUACGACAAUUGGAUGCAGUACGUCGCGAGACACAACAAUUCGAUCAAGCGCUUUCUCAAGUAACGUCACCCUCUUUUAUGCAAAAUAAUAGCCUGAGUGACAUUAAUUUGACGCCUGAAAUUCCAUCCUCGAACGCUAAUCCCAAACCUGUAAACAUUGAAAAUGGAUUAACCAUGGAAGAUAAGCUCAGAUUAAUUCACCAGCAGGAGGCGCAUCAAAGAUUGCAAUCCCAAUCUAUAUUGACUCCUAAGACUGUGUCACAACCUAUAAAACCACAACCAAAGGAUUUAACCGCCACUUUGCUGAAAAACAAUUUAGAUGAAUUAAAUCUAUCCAUGUCAAAAUCGACUAUGUCGCAGCCAGAUUAUUCUAAAAAUACUAUGUACAAGUAUGAGAAUAGUUUAACGCAAUCACAAUUUUUAACAUCUCCAACGCAAACAAUGCCGAAUAACGUUCCCAUGAAUAGACCGAUGAAUUGGAACUCCAAUGGCAUAAACGCGUCUAUAAAUUGGAAUUUACAACAAUCCACGUCGAUGUGGAAUACUAUCACUCCCCAAAAUAAUAUGAAUUUUACAACACAGCCAGAAAUUAAGCCAAAUUUAAACUUUCCUGGAAUGUUACAACCAUUUAUGUCGCCAACUAAUACACAAACCAAUACAAACAUAUCUAAUUCAUCCACGCAAGAUAUCAUGGAUUUGCUCAGUUAAUAGGUAACAUAAAUCUAUUUGCAAUUUAUGAUAAAAUUAAAAAGAUAGUGGCAAUAUUAAAGAAUGAUAUGAUAACACUAUAUCGUGAUUGUAAUAUAUUGUAUUCUUUUUAUCUCUGCAAUUUCUCGCAGCUUUAUCGAAGAUAAAAGUUACCGUUAUUUAAUAAGAAAUUAUAAAACAAUAGAUCUCUCUCGUUUUUUUAUGUCAGUACGAGCAAUUAAUUGCAGUAUUAUACAUGUAUCAAUGAUAAAUUAGAUUUUUGUUACAUACACUUUUGUAGAUAAUGUUUUGUGUAAAAUAAUUCAAUUGUAAAUCUUAAGAAAUUUAAAAAAAAGAUUAAUUAUCGAAAAAAAACGCAUUCACAUUUAGCAUGAAAUUAAUAUGUUUGUAUAAUCUUCUCGAAAUUGAAAUGUUUCAUAUAUUUAUAUUUCUCACAUUUCGACAAUACCGAUAAGGAGAAAAGUUUAUAUAUGAAAUUGUCUCUUGACUUUUUCUUGAUCGUCACUUUUAUUGUAUAUUUCGCGUUUUAAUAUUUACAAACUAUUAAAGUAGUUAUAUGUAUUUAUAUAUAAAGACAUUCCCACAUAUAUCGACAACUGCUAGAAAUAUAUCUUUCAAAGAAUAUCAAUUCAUACUUUAUGAAACUUGUUACAAGUUACUACGAAUGCAACGUAGAAUAGUAGUAACUUCGAAUGUGAUAAUAAAAUGGAAGUCACACAGUCUUUUAUACAGAAAUGUAUAAUAUUUUUAUCGUGAUUUAAUUUGCCAUACUUUCUCACGCUUUGAUGUAUAUAUAGCUUGGUCGCAGGUUAAGGAAAACUUUAAUGCAAGAAAUAUUUAAUGUAGGCAUUACUCACAUUAAAUAUAAUUCA
Messenger RNA from Formica exsecta, 3724 nucleotides. Its product is annotated as SCY1-like protein 2. Lineage: Eukaryota; Metazoa; Arthropoda; Insecta; Hymenoptera; Formicidae. The record is from RefSeq and is a predicted model, not a curated record. Bases 270 to 2852 code for a protein of 860 amino acids. Gene Ontology annotation, biological process: protein phosphorylation. Gene Ontology annotation, molecular function: ATP binding; protein kinase activity. The transcript is spliced from 7 exons.